Molecule: messenger RNA, 207 nt
Organism: Pelobates cultripes (western spadefoot toad)
Lineage: Eukaryota; Metazoa; Chordata; Amphibia; Anura; Pelobatidae
Source: the annotation of a GenBank genome assembly
CGUACCCCCUUGUAUUGCUGCAAGUGCCUACUCCUCGUACUGCCCGGUCUUCCUGGUUUUCGCAGCCUGUGUUCCCUUCGGCAAGUUUUUCCCGGAAGCACGCAAAGGCGUUUUCCCUGCAGUCUGUUAGACCUCGUGCUGCAAAAUCUCCGGCGGCACGGCUCCUAACUCCCUCUGUGGUGGUUUUUAGUGUUGUUACAUCCACAG